UGAACAAAGUGCAAACGGGAAGGCAAACACGCACUUCCAUGAUUUUGGAGAGCCAGCAGUGUUUUUGUGUAGCGAUGGGUCCCCCCGUGCUUGCCCUCACGCAGGUGGGCACACACUUGAUGGAAAGACUUGGUGCCUCAGGCUUUGCCUCCCUUCGUCCCGGAUCUUGGUGAAGCUGCGGGGGCGCAGAGGGACCCAAGGCCAGUGGGAUGUGAGGAUGUCAGCCACUUUUUAUUGAUGAAGAACCACUUGUUAUCACCAAUGUGCACAUGAAAUGGAAAGGGAACAGAUUCCAGGAAACAACUUCUGUUACCACCUUGCAAGAUGCUGCCUGAAGUGUGUAAAGAAGUUUAAGUGACUGCUCUGCUUGAUCAAAAUGGUGGACACUGAAAACCAGCUCUAUCCCCUUACUCCCUUGGAGGAGGAGGAGAUAGACAGCCCUUUAUCUGGAGAGUUCCUACAAGAUAUGGAGAACAUUCAAGACCUCUCCCAGUCUCUAGGUGAUGAUAGUUCUGGUGCUUUAAGCUUAACAGAGUUCCAGUCACUGGGAAAUGGCCCAGGAUCUGAUGGCUCAGUCAUAACAGACACCCUUUCACCAGCAUCCAGUCCUUCAUCCAUUAAUUUUGCCACAGCUCCAGGUAGCAUAGAUGAAUCAUCCAGUGGAGCAUUAAACAUCGAAUGUAGAAUAUGUGGGGAUAAAGCCUCAGGCUACCAUUACGGAGUACAUGCUUGUGAAGGCUGUAAGGGCUUUUUUAGAAGAACAAUUCGUUUAAAACUCAUCUAUGAUAAAUGUGAUCGCAACUGCAAAAUUCAGAAAAAAAAUCGUAAUAAGUGCCAGUACUGUCGUUUUCAAAAGUGCCUUUCAGUUGGAAUGUCACAUAAUGCAAUACGUUUUGGAAGAAUGCCAAGGUCUGAGAAGGCCAAACUGAAAGCAGAAAUUCUAACAGGUGAAAAUUAUGUAGAAGAUUCAGAGAUGGCAGAUCUUAAAUCACUUGCCAAAAGAAUUCAUGAUGCUUACCUGAAAAACUUCAAUAUGAACAAGGUUAAAGCCAGAAUCAUCCUUGCAGGGAAAACCAAUAACAAUCCGCCAUUUGUUAUCCAUGAUAUGGAUACCUUAUGUAUGGCAGAGAAGACCCUGGUGGCAAAAUUGGUAGCAAAUGGGAUUCAGAACAAGGAAGCAGAAGUUCGAAUAUUCCACUGCUGCCAGUGCACGUCUGUAGAGACCGUCACAGAACUUACUGAGUUUGCCAAAUCCAUCCCUGGCUUCUCCAACCUUGACUUGAACGAUCAAGUGACACUAUUAAAAUACGGAGUUUAUGAAGCCAUAUUUGCCAUGUUGGCCUCUGUGAUGAACAAGGACGGGAUGCUGGUAGCCUAUGGGAAUGGUUUUAUAACCCGGGAGUUCCUGAAAAGCCUGAGAAAGCCAUUCUGUGAUAUAAUGGAGCCAAAAUUUGAUUUUGCAAUGAAAUUCAAUGCACUGGAUUUGGAUGAUAGUGAUAUAUCCCUUUUUGUUGCUGCAAUCAUUUGCUGUGGAGAUCGUCCUGGUCUUGUAAAUGUAGGACACAUUGAAAAAAUGCAGGAGAGCAUUGUGCACGUACUGAAACUUCACUUGCAAACCAACCAUCCUGACGACACCUUCCUCUUCCCAAAACUUCUCCAAAAAAUGGCUGACCUCCGACAGCUUGUCACAGAGCAUGCUCAGCUCGUUCAGAUAAUCAAGAAGACCGAAUCUGAUGCACAUUUACACCCUUUACUACAGGAAAUCUACAGGGAUAUGUAUUAAGGAUUUUUAGUAUUUUUUCCACAAUAUUUAAGGACACAGAAAUACAUAUGGGAGCAAAACUACUUGCACAGUUACGUGCUGUUCACUCAACCCAGAGCAGGAAAAGUCUAAGACUGGGGAACUGGAGUGUUACACUUCUUUUGGUUUGGGAUCUUUUGCCUUCUUUUGAAAGAGUUCUGCAAAAAAAUUCUGGUCAUAGUGCUCAUUGAAGUGUCUUACAAUGGUUCUUUUAUUUUGAAAUUUGAAGAUUGGUAAGGAAUACAUAUUUGUGGAAUAAAUCAGAAUAUUAAGUAACAGAAAUGAACAAAAUUUUAUUUCCUCUUGGCUUAGUCAUUCUAGAAUUAAUAUAACAAAUUCAGCAAUUUCCCUCCAGGUGUAUGCACAAUCAGAAAGGUGAUGCACUUUUGCCUAAUGGUAAUUACUAAAACCAGCUAACACUUUUUCCUAGUCCAGGUGUAGCAAAUUGCUGAAUAUUACUGUCCAUACACUUCUAAAAGAUUGGAAAGACCUUUGACCCUCUGCUGUUUUAAUUCCAUUACGUGAUGUGCAGCUUCGUAUAGUAUUACACCGGCAUACCUUAGGAUUAGCAUGUUUAAAAGAUGGUUCUUUUAUGAAAUGAAACAAAAUCCAAAUAGUUAUCUAAAAUACUGCAGAGCAGCUCCAACAGGUGUUUCUUGAAGAGUAAAUGUGAUAAAGUGAUGGAAUAAUUUUUUUUUUGGAAGUGUUUUAAGGAAAUGUGGAAAUGUUCCUGAGGUAAAAUGUCAUAUGCCCUAUAUAUUUUGGAGAACUUGUUAUAGCUCAAGGUGCAGUUUUGAAUUAGAAAUACUGUUUUGAAUUAGCAAGAGUUUUGGAGAGAUCAAAAAAUCUGAUCCCAGCCCAGAAAAAAAAAAAGAAUUUCACCUUCAUAGCAUUCUGCUGCAGUGAUAGCUGACUCUGAAGGAAUGAUUAGAUAGGAAAAGCACCUUCUCCCUUGACAAAAUGUAUUAUAGUUGUUUGGACCUGUUUACUUUUCUGAAAAAUACACCGCUUCAUUUUUUCCAGUUAUCCACCUGGAUAUAUUACCUUCUUAGGCCUUGUUGAUAGAAGUGUUUGCUAUGUUGUUUUGUCCUCAGGGAUAAGGUGACAAUAUUACCAAGAACAGUGAUUGUAGGUGUUGGACUGUGUAAUAAUAGGAAAGACAGCACAGAUGAGAGUCUAUCGUGUUCCUAAGAUAAACUCUGAUUUUUACAAUGGUACCUUAGUCCUGAUGCAAAAUAAGCCAUAAGGAAACGGCCUCACUUCUUUAAGGGCUCUGUCCUCAAACGGUACUGCCCAGAAGUGACAGCUGCAUGCAAGGCACUGCUGUUUCUGUUUCGUUUUGUUUCUUUGAUGUGGUAACUUCACAUUAUUAAUAACUAAUUUGACUUUCUGUUUCAUAGCACCACGGUCUCAGGAGUCAAUCUGAGCAUUUUCACUACAGUUAAGCUUUCAGUGGCACAGGAGGACACUUUGUAUUUGUUUAAUUUUAGCACAUUUGGAGACACCGGAGUCCUCACUGCAAGAACUGAGUGAGACUGAUGAAGUGAGGACAUCACACUGUGAUCCUUAUUUCAGUGGCAGCGCUGCCAGUGUUUCUGUCCAGGCCUAUGGACACUGGAUAAACUACAGGUUUAAAGGCAACUUGGGGUUUAUCUGGGGGAGGGUCGUGAGCAGAGGCUUUAGUGUCAGGUAUAUUUAGUGUAAAAUACUGACGCAUAGGCCUUAAAUUUUGUGACCAUCUAGGGCAGGAUAGAAACAGUAAAUGCAGGUGCACAAAACUUCCUCUGCUUUGCUGUUGCCAACCGGUGAACAGACCUCAAACACUUCCAUCAAGAGGACUGCUGGCCUUGCCAGGAACCUGCGGGUGAGAAAAGGGCUGACUUUAGUGUCUCGGAGCAGCAGGCAGAGUGCCCUCAGACACACAGGGUUUCAGCUAAGCUGCUGCUUCAUCCUCCCAAUCAGCCCUAUUGCACUGAGGAGCUGUGGGGUUUAGGCCUACAACAUCCAGCACGGAAAUAAUUGAUAUGCAAUAGUGCUAAUGCAAAAAAUUGUCAAAAUAUCAACCAUUCUGGGCUGGCAUACUGAAACUUGAGCAGCCAGCUGUUAAAAGUUUAUCUUCAAAAAAAAUAAUAAAAUAAAAAAGGUAACUUGAAAUUUUUUUCCCACAAAGCUCAGAUUUUUGCAAAGGGCAAACUUCAAAGUUGUGUUCCGUAGUCUGGGUGUACUGAAGGUCCUCAGGAAAACCAGACACAGUCAGUGUGGCCAAUAACCAUUCUUUCUUCUCCUGUUCUCAAAAGUGGCUAAAACACUUUAGUGAAACACUUGAAAAACACAGAAAAUUUAAUAAUUUAAAUGUUUAAUAAUACUAAAACUCAAUAAGAAUACUUAAAUUCUCAGCAGAGCUGUAAAGAAUUGAAAACAGUGUAAGACAUAACAUUUAGCUGUCUUAGCAGCUGCUUGUUACAGGGUCCUAUAAUCAGCAUUAGAAAAGCGAAAUUUUUUUUGUUGUCUGAAAACCAGCAAGCAAUGUUUGACUAGUUCCUUGGACACUAAAGUUUUAUUUCUGUUUUAAAUUAAAUUGCAGACCUUUAAUGAGAAAAAAAAAAAAAAAAAAAGAACACAUCUCUGAAUUACAGAAAUAUGAACAAGAUGUUAACACAGGGUGGGUUCCAGUGCCCACACUGCUGCCCUGUGCACAUUCCCACAGUCACUUGAAAGAGUGACACAGGGCUGACAGUUUCCUUCCUGAGCAUUAAUGGGCAAAAGAAGUUCUUCAUUUCUACAUUACGCUUUCCAGGAGUUGCAUUUGCUCCUUCAGGAGGUGUCUGCAGCAGGCUUUGGCCGAGCAGAUUUUAACAUUUUAACUCAAUUUGUGUCCUUUAGUGAAGUUUGGAAUCUGAACUGGUCUAUUUCUGAUCUAUUACUUCAGCAUCUGCCCUGUACACAGAUCAUCUAGUAUUUUAAAAUACCCCUUCUAUGGAGGGAAAUAAAGUGAUCACAUUUUAGGAUUUAAAAUGUAUUAAAAGGUACAGUUUGCAUCAGAUUUUUACCAGCAUAAUUUGUUUUACUGUCAUAGCACAGAAGAACUCAGGUUAGCAACCAGGCACCACAAACAGCUUAAGCCAAGAGAGAGCAGAUGGAUAGGGAAAUACCCUGGAAAACAAUGGUAUGACAUAAGUUUUCAGCAAACUUAUAGCUUUUUUUUUCCCCCCAUUUUUGAGGGUUGUUUGGAGGUUAUUUAUUUAUUUAUUGGGGUGCCCUAGGUACUUUGACAGAGGGGAAGGAA
Empidonax traillii (willow flycatcher) is the source of this 5087-nucleotide messenger RNA. RefSeq names its product peroxisome proliferator activated receptor alpha (gene PPARA). Gene Ontology annotation, molecular function: RNA polymerase II cis-regulatory region sequence-specific DNA binding; zinc ion binding; nuclear receptor activity. Gene Ontology annotation, biological process: negative regulation of inflammatory response; regulation of lipid metabolic process; positive regulation of transcription by RNA polymerase II. Bases 377 to 1783 code for a protein of 468 amino acids. The transcript is spliced from 8 exons. Gene Ontology annotation, cellular component: nucleus. Lineage: Eukaryota; Metazoa; Chordata; Aves; Passeriformes; Tyrannidae. The record is from RefSeq and is a predicted model, not a curated record.